AUGGGCAGACCAGUAAUGGGGUGGCAGAUGAAUCACCCAACAUGCUGGUGUACAGAAAGAUGUCAUCAAGCAACACUCCACAGAUUCCCAGAAAGGCAGCAUGAUUGGAGGCUCCAGGUACCACAGACAGAAGGGAUAAAAUACAAGAUGGAAGACGUCAUAGCACGCAUGCAAGAUGAAAAAAAUGGAAUUCCUAUUCGUACUGUCAAAAGCUUUCUUUCCAAGAUACCUAGUGUCUUCUCUGGGUCAGAUAUUGUUCAAUGGCUAAUAAAGAACUUAACCAUAGAAGAUCCAGUGGAGGCACUCCAUUUGGGAACCCUAAUGGCUGCCCAUGGCUACUUCUUUCCAAUCUCCGAUCAUGUCCUCACACUCAAGGAUGAUGGCACCUUUUACCGGUUCCAGACACCCUAUUUUUGGCCAUCAAAUUGUUGGGAGCCAGAAAACACAGACUAUGCGGUUUACCUCUGCAAAAGAACAAUGCAAAACAAAGCAAGGCUGGAGCUAGCUGACUAUGAAGCUGAGAGCUUGGCCAGAUUGCAGAGAGCAUUUGCCAGGAAGUGGGAGUUCAUUUUUAUGCAAGCAGAAGCACAAGCAAAAGUGGACAAGAAGAGAGACAAGAUUGAAAGAAAGAUCCUUGAUAGUCAAGAGAGAGCAUUCUGGGAUGUACACAGACCCGUGCCUGGAUGUGUAAAUACCACUGAAGUAGACAUUAAGAAGUCAUCCAGAAUGAGAAAUCCACACAAAACACGAAAGUCUGUCUAUGGUCUUCAAAAUGAUAUUAGAAGUCACAGUCCUACCCACACACCCACACCGGAAACUAAACCUCCAACAGAAGAUGAGUUACAACAACAGAUAAAAUAUUGGCAAAUACAGUUAGACAGACAUCGGUUAAAAAUGUCAAAAGUUGCUGAUAGUCUGCUAAGUUACACGGAACAGUAUGUAGAAUAUGACCCAUUUCUUGUACCACCUGACCCUUCUAACCCAUGGUUGUCUGAUGAUACUACCUUCUGGGAACUUGAAGCAAGCAAAGAACCAAGCCAGCAGAGGGUAAAACGGUGGGGUUUUGGCAUGGAUGAAGCAUUGAAAGACCCAGUUGGGAGAGAACAGUUCCUUAAAUUUCUAGAAUCAGAAUUCAGCUCAGAAAACUUAAGAUUCUGGCUAGCAGUGGAGGACCUGAAGAAAAGGCCUAUUAGAGAAGUCCCCUCUCGAGUUCAGGAAAUAUGGCAAGAAUUUCUGGCUCCAGGAGCCCCCAGUGCUAUUAACUUGGAUUCUAAGAGCUAUGACAAAACCACACAGAAUGUGAAGGAGCCCGGGCGAUACACAUUCGAAGAUGCUCAGGAGCACAUUUACAAACUGAUGAAAAGUGAUUCAUACCCACGUUUUAUAAGAUCCAGUGCCUAUCAGGAGCUUCUACAGGCAAAGAAAAAGAUGUUCAUGCUUUACAAAGUUUUGUAGACACCGUUUUCAUGUUUCAUGUUAGUCUUCUGUAUGCCAGUUUAAGGAAAUAAAAAUUUACAGUUAAGAAAGGAAAAGAACAAUGUCAUCAGAUCAAAAACUUAAAGAAGAUUUUCUUUAUCCAGUAAGCUAGAAUGUAUGUUUUAGGCCAUAUGCCCCAUAACCCUUUUUUUUCAAUGAUAGUUGCCAAAAGGCAGUAAUGUUUGCCUCCAUGUUUUUUUAUUUGGCAUUUAUCCUGAGUCACUUAGUAUCCCUACAAUGAGGUUUCAUACCUAAGAUGAUAGCUGAGCACAUUUUCAAAGAGCUGCAAUAGGCUACAUUGUUCGAAUAAUAUUUAUAAUCAAAGUCUCACUGUCAAUAACACCUUAUGUAAUCAGUAUAACAGGGAAUGGAAAAAUCUGGAUGUAAACGUCAACAUCAUUCAUUAUAUUGUAAUAUUAAAAUAGUCCACACCUUCUUGAAAUUCUGAGGUGAAAUUAUAAUUUUGUGUAAUUCAUGAUCAUUAUUUAAGGUAAUGGUAUUUUUCAAAAUCCAUUGACUUUGCAGCCAGAAGUAGAUACUCUGUGGUUGCACUGUCCAGUACAGCCACCACUAGCCACGUGGAGCUGUUUAAAUUUAAAUUUAAAUUAGUUAAGAUUACAUAAAAUUCUGACUAAAUUUCUAGUACUCAAUGGCCACAUUUGAUAGUACAGAAUGAAAUUUCCAUGCUUUCAGAAAGUUCUGUUGGACAGCAGUGCUCAACAGAAUUAAUGAUAUUAUCAACAGAAAUUUAGUAUCAAUAGAAAAUUAUGAGAAAAUUCUGAAGAUAAGCCACUAGAUUUUCAAACAUUUACGUUUUGAAAAUGUUGGCAAUAAAGCCAUAACAUAUCUACUUCAUUUUCGUAUGAUCUGAUUUUGCUUGAAACCACACCAUUUUGUUUGCACAAGAAGAGUUUUGGUGUUAAAAGCAAAAGCAGUAAUGCAAAUAGAGCCCAUGUCCUGUGACAAGCUCUCCUGUUUCCCUGAUCCCUGUGAUUUAGAACAUGAAUUUGGUGUUGCAUCAUUUCAUCAUCCUGUCUUUUUGUGCUGUUUUUCUCUCUGACUUUUUCCUUCUUUCUUUUUUCUUUCUUUCUUUCUCUUUCUUUCUUUCUUUCCCUUUUUCUUUCUUUUUCUUUUUCUUUCUUUCUUUCUCUCUCUCUCUCUCUCUCUUUCUUUCUUUCUUUCUUUCUUUCUUUCUUUUUUCCUUCCUUCCUUCCUUCCUUCUCUCUCUCUGUUCCUU
This is a messenger RNA of Hippopotamus amphibius kiboko, 2713 nucleotides long. RefSeq names its product regulator of G protein signaling 7 (gene RGS7). The coding region runs from base 1 to 1455 and encodes 484 amino acids. The record is from RefSeq and is a predicted model, not a curated record. Gene Ontology annotation, biological process: intracellular signal transduction; G protein-coupled receptor signaling pathway; regulation of G protein-coupled receptor signaling pathway. NCBI's taxonomy places the organism in Eukaryota, Metazoa, Chordata, Mammalia, Artiodactyla, Hippopotamidae. The transcript is spliced from 17 exons.